AUGUACAGAAUAGAUGUUUCAGAUUUUUAUGACUUCCAAACAUUCAGAAAUAUGUGUCCAUUUCGAGACUAUAACAAAGCAGUCGAGAAUUUGAAACGUUUAGUCAUUUAUGUCGACUCUGCCCCAGAAUGUUAUGUUAUGAAAGAAUGGGAUGUAGUCUUUAACAAACCAAGAGCAACCAUAGUUUCAGAACAAGAAUGUAGACAGAAACUUAAGAAAAUAAAAGUCGUACAAGUUGGUAUGAAGAUGUUAGAUGCUUGGGAUAUCUUAUUGUCAAAGUUAGAAGAUUUUUCAGUUCGUGGUAUAAAGUUUUAUACACCAUCUCCAAACUUCUAUUCUAUCUUCACUGGAUAUAAAUACGAACAAGUAGAAUGGAAAGAAAAUGUUAUAGAAGCUUGGUUAGACCAUGUCAAAGAAAUUAUAUGCAAUGGAAACGAAAGAGUCUAUGAGUAUAUCUUAUGUUGGUUUGCAAACAUCUUACAACAUCCAAGUGCUAAAAAUGAAACUGCUCUCAUCAUAAUUGGAAAACAAGGAACAGGUAAGAACACUUUCUUUACAGAUAUUUUGUGCAAACUGUUAGAGGGCUAUUCGAACCCGAAUAUGACAAACUUAGAAAACAUCUGCG
This is a messenger RNA of Trichomonas vaginalis G3, 625 nucleotides long. RefSeq lists its product as uncharacterized. The record is from RefSeq and is a predicted model, not a curated record. Lineage: Eukaryota; Parabasalia; Trichomonadida; Trichomonadidae. The transcript has a single exon. The annotation marks the transcript as partial.